AUGAGCAGCAACAAGUUUUAAUCUUGCUUCUCAGUACAAACAUGGGCUAAUCUGUGGAAGCAGCUUAUUCCAGUGUCACCAAGGGUGCAGCCACACAAGGCUCUGACGAAGAGUCCUUUUCUUUUAAAUGUAACAUCUUGUCUUUUCUUCUUAAAAAGUACCUGAGCACAUUUACAUUACAGAUAAGCAGUACAUGGUGGAAAAUUCUACUUUCAAGAGGGCUUACUCUCUUCUUACAAGCUCUGCUCCUCUGUCAUACCUACUCUGUUCCUUAUCCUAGCCUGCAUCCCAUUCCAAGGCUCUCCUGGGUUACAGGACAACAAGACUACAGCAGGAAGCAAAAGGAAGUCAUAGGACACAAGACAACAUGAAGGAGUGUGUGCUCCUAGUAUUCUUGGCUCUGUGCUCUGCCAAACCCUUAUUUCGCCCUUCGUACAUGAUGCUGAAGAAUAUGAUGCUGAAGGACAUGGAAGAUGAAGGUGAUGCUGAUGCUGAUACUGACAACUCUCUUUUCCCAACCAGAGAGUCAAUUAACCCUUUCUUCCCAUUCAAUCUGUUUCCAACCUGUCCGUUUGGAUGCCAGUGCUACUCAAGAGUUGUACACUGUUCUGAUCUAGGUUUGUCCUCCGUCCCAAGCAACAUUCCAUUUGAUACUCGAAUGGUUGACCUUCAAAACAAUAAAAUUAAGGAAAUCAAAGAAAAUGAUUUUAAAGGACUCUCUUCACUUUAUGCUUUGAUCCUGAACAACAACAAGCUAACAAAGAUUCACCCAAAAGCCUUUCUAACCACAAAAAAGUUGAGAAGACUAUACUUGUCCCACAAUCAACUAAAUGAAAUACCACUUAAUCUUCCCAAAUCAUUAGCAGAACUCAGAAUUCAUGAUAAUAAAGUUAAGAAAAUACAAAAGGAAACAUUCAAAGGAAUGAAUGCUUUACAUGUUCUGGAGAUGAGUGCAAACCCUCUUGACAGCAAUGGGAUUGAGCCAGGGGCAUUUGAAGGGGUGACAGUGUUGCAUAUCAGAAUUGCAGAGGCAAAACUAACUUCAAUUCCUAAAGAACUACCAUCAACUCUAUUAGAGCUUCAUUUAGAUUUUAAUAAAAUUUCAACUGUGGAACUCGAGGAUUUUAAACGAUACAAAGAUCUACAAAGGCUGGGCCUAGGAAACAACAGAAUCACAGAUAUCGAAAAUGGAAGUCUUGCUAACAUACCACGCAUAAGAGAAAUACACUUGGAAAACAAUAAAUUAAAAAAAAUCCCUUCAGGAUUACAAGAGUUGAAAUACCUCCAGAUAAUCUUCCUUCACUCUAAUUCAAUUACAAAAGUGGGAGUGAAUGACUUCUGCCCAACAGUGCCAAAGAUGAAGAAAUCAUUAUAUAGUGCAAUAAGUUUAUUCAACAACCCAGUGAAGUACUGGGAAGUACAACCUGCAACAUUUCGUUGUGUUUUGAGCAGAAUGAGCGUUCAGCUUGGGAACUUCGGAGAGUAAUAAUUAGUAAUUCCAUUUAAUGUAAAAUUAAAAACUAUUACAUUUGGGAUACUUGAACUCUAUUAAUAAUGUUAGUAUUAUGCUCAAAAGUAAAAAUCUAUUCCCAUGUGGUACAUCCAGUGACUUAUUUUAGGACAAAAAUUGUACCGAUUGCAGUUUUCUUUUUUAUACAAAUGAUUUUGCAUAUAUUUCAUGUUUGAAAAUUCCUUCUCAAAAAAAAGAAGACAUUUCGUAUUUAACACUUUGUUACCAAGUAUAUUUUAAAAAGAACUAUACUGUAAAUGGAAUGUUUGACACUUAGUAAUAUCUGUGCUUUCAUUUGCUGUUAAAAAAAACACAAUUAACAAGGACAGUGACAUGCAGAGUGUAUUAUACUAUUCUUAUUUUUUCUUUAAUAACUCGGGCAGUACUGUAAUAUUUCUAAAAACGUUAAAGUAUGGUUUGAUAAAAUCAUUCAAAUAUUCAGGUCUUAGGGCCUGUCUUUAUGUUUAAAACUAACUCUUUAUAAUAAAACCUUCAGUAAGUGUUAUGACCAACUCCACAGAUGCUAUUCAUAAGAGCUGGUUUUUGAGCUAUAGCAUGUGCUUUACUUUUUAAAUUAUUAUUGUUCAAUUAUAAAAUCUCUAUAAAUGCAUAGUUGAGUGUUCAUAUAAAAUUUGUAACUCACA
This is a messenger RNA of Artibeus jamaicensis (Jamaican fruit-eating bat), 2154 nucleotides long. RefSeq names its product asporin (gene ASPN). The transcript has 9 exons. Gene Ontology annotation, molecular function: protein binding. The coding region runs from base 368 to 1486 and encodes 372 amino acids. NCBI's taxonomy places the organism in Eukaryota, Metazoa, Chordata, Mammalia, Chiroptera, Phyllostomidae. The record is from RefSeq and is a predicted model, not a curated record.